CACCUAAUCUACUUCCCUUCUUCCGAUGGUGGCGGCCAUCCAAUUAAAGAUUUAUAUAUACAUGGCCUCACAUGAUAGAUUAGGUAUCAAGUCUUUUACAUCACCUGAUUUUGGCAAACACCAAGCUUGUGAGGCCCAUCAUGUUUUUCAUGUAAAAUCCACUCCAUUCAUUAGGUUUCCUCUUUGAUUCUAGAAUUUUGAUUAAAAAAUCAGUAAGAUCAAUAAAUAAGGUGGGAUAUAAGUUUUUAUUCUGGCUUCGAUAUAUUAUAUGAGUUAGAUUUAUAGAUGUUCAAUUUCAAUCCUUUUUUUUUUUCAUUGUUAAAUUUUGAAUUUUUUAAUUGGGCAGGAGUUGUUGCAAAUGGUGCAAACGCAGAUGUUUCUGUUGAUGAGUACCAUCGCUAUAAGGAAGAUAUUGAUUUGAUGGUAGAUAUGAACAUGGAUGCAUAUAGGUUCUCCAUUUCUUGGUCAAGGAUUUUCCCAGAGGGCACGGGUAAUGUGAACGAGCAAGGGGUUGCUUACUAUAACAAGCUGAUUGAUUAUAUGAUUGAGAAAGGCAUUACUCCUUAUGCAAAUCUCUACCAUUAUGAUCUCCCUCAGGCCCUUGAGGAGAAAUACAAAGGCUGGCUCAGUAGACAAGUUGUUAAAGAUUUUGCAGAUUACGCAGAUUUAUGUUUCAAGAUGUUCGGUGAUCGAGUGAAGAACUGGUUUACAUUCAAUGAGCCACGUGUUGUCGCAAGCUUGGGCUACGAUGAUGGGACCUUUGCCCCCGGGAGGUGUUCGGCGCCCUUUGGAAAUUGCACAUCUGGAAACUCGGCGACAGAGCCAUACAUUGUAGCCCAUAAUUUGAUUCUUGCUCAUGCAGCUGCUGUGCAACGAUAUCGUCACAAGUAUCAGGAAUGCCAGAAUGGGAAGAUUGGAAUUUUGUUGGAUUUUGUAUGGUAUGAGCCUCUCACUAAUAGCACUGAUGACGUUGCAGCAGCCCAAAGGGCAAGAGAUUUCCACCUUGGUUGGUUUUUGCAUCCUAUAAUCUAUGGUAGAUAUCCGCAUAACAUGCGCCACAUCGUAAAGGAGAGGCUUCCAAAAUUCACAAGUAGUCAGGUGAAGAAGGUGAAAGGAUCCAUCGAUUAUGUUGGCAUUAACCAGUAUACCUCAAACUAUAUGUAUGAUCCCCAUGUGAAACCGGCCCAUACUGAUUAUGUUGGAGAUUGGAAUUGCGGAUUUGCAUUUGAUCGUAAUGGUGUGCCGAUUGGACCGAGAGCACACUCAAACUGGCUCUACAUUGUUCCUUGGGGUAUGUACAAUGCUCUCACCUAUGUGAAGGAAACAUACAACAACCCAAUCAUGAUAGUAUCUGAAAAUGGAAUGGAUGAUGCUGCCAAUCUUACACGUUCGGAUAGUGUGCACGAUUGGACUCGAAUCAGUUACUAUAGAGAUUACAUGCUCAAUAUGAAGAAGGCAAUGGACGAUGGAGCGAACGUAAUUGGCUACUUUGCAUGGUCAAUGGUUGAUAACUUUGAGUGGAAGUCUGGCUUUACGUCGAGGUUUGGACUGCACUACAUCGACUAUAAUGACAACUUAAAGCGAAUUCCAAAGAUGUCAGCGCAUUGGUUCCAGCAGCUCCUCAACAAGAAUAAUAGGAACUAAGCACAUGCUCCACGAUGGAGCCCUUUAUCUUUUUAUGCAUGCACCCAUUUUUUAUUUUAUUAAUUUUGGUGUACAUUAUACUAGUGUAUCACCAAAAAGUAGAAAAGAAUAUAGGGCGGAAAUUCAACUUUCCUUUAAUUGGAUUAGGAGUUAAUUACAUUUUCUUAUGAGACAAUUAGAAGUUGGUUAUUUAGAUGGUUUCUAAU
This is a messenger RNA of Magnolia sinica, 1850 nucleotides long. Its product is annotated as beta-glucosidase 44-like. Lineage: Eukaryota; Viridiplantae; Streptophyta; Magnoliopsida; Magnoliales; Magnoliaceae. The coding region runs from base 286 to 1644 and encodes 452 amino acids. Gene Ontology annotation, biological process: carbohydrate metabolic process. Gene Ontology annotation, molecular function: beta-glucosidase activity. The transcript is spliced from 10 exons. The record is from RefSeq and is a predicted model, not a curated record.